CUGUUGGACUCGGGUGCAACGUGUAACUUUGUUGAUGACGCGUUUGUAGUCGAUCAAGGGUUGGAGCAGGUGUUGCUCAAGAGACCGCAGACCUUGGUGUUGGCAGAUGGCGCUCACGCACAGACCGGACGAAUUACCCACCGAGUACGGAUGACUUUGCUGCUAGGUGCGGGAUUUGAACCCUACAAGUCGGACUUCUUAGUCACCCCAGUGCGGGUAUCACAGAUUGUCCUGGGUCUGCCGUUCUUCCACAAAGUCGACCCGGACGUGCGCUGG
Molecule: messenger RNA, 276 nt
Organism: Tremella mesenterica DSM 1558
Lineage: Eukaryota; Fungi; Basidiomycota; Tremellomycetes; Tremellales; Tremellaceae
Exons: 1
Source: RefSeq, a predicted model, not a curated record